Molecule: messenger RNA, 1479 nt
Organism: Rhodotorula graminis WP1
Lineage: Eukaryota; Fungi; Basidiomycota; Microbotryomycetes; Sporidiobolales; Sporidiobolaceae
Product: glycosyltransferase family 10 protein
Exons: 5
Coding region: 1-1428 (475 amino acids)
Cellular component (GO): membrane
Molecular function (GO): fucosyltransferase activity
Source: RefSeq, a predicted model, not a curated record
AUGCCUGCAGCCGCACACGACGACUCUGUGCAGCUGCAGGACCGCGCCUACGACUCGACCGACGACCUCGAGGCCGCCCACUUCCUCCUGCCCGCAGCUGCGCCCAACGCUGCUUCGCACGCGGCCUGGUCCAAGCCACGGCCGCGCAGGGACUGGCGCGCACCGGCGAUAAGCCUCUUGGCCGGUCUUGCACUUGGCGCCGUCCUCACGCACGUCGCGGCGAGCUGGGCCCGGUCCACGGCGACGCUCAAAGGUGUUCCGCAGCUCCUCCUCAACCCGUCCGACCUCGCCCUCGACAACCGCACCCAGCCCGUCCGCAUCCACUACCGCAGCGACAGCACCCGCAGUCGUCGCGACCCGAUCCUCCCGCCCGACUGCCCCAUCCCCGUCGUCUUCACCGACGACGAGCGUUCAGCCGACGUCGUCGUCCUCAAAACCGACUCGUACGCCGGCAUCACGCCCGACGAGCUCACCGCCGCCCGCCAAGAACGACCGUGGCAGCAGUUUGCGCUGUGGGGCGCCGAGUCGGCGCCGAACCGCAAGCCGCUCGAGCGCCACUUCAACCACCUGCGCGACGGCGAGGCCAACGAGACGGCCGCGUUCGAGAUGACGUACCGCCUCAACAGCAGCGUCCCGGCGACAUACAGCUACUCGUACUUCAACUACUCGACACCGCCGACGCCCUGGCUCGAAAAGCGCUCGGACCGCAUCGCCGCCGCGUUCGUCACCAACUGCCGCCCCAAAAACGCUCGGUCGCUCAUCCUCGACGAGCUCAUCAAGCUCCUCCCGGGCCAGGUGGACUCGUUCGGCUCGUGCUUGAACAACGCCAAGGCGGCCCUUGCCCUGGACGAACUCGGCCUCGUGGACGAGGUCGGCACCAAGACGAGGUGGAACGAGAAGAUCACGCUCAUGUCGCGAUACAAGUUCAGCGUCGCGUUCGAGAACUCGAACGAGCUCGACUACUCGACCGAGAAGCUGUUCCAGGCCUUUGAGCGCGGUACGGUCCCGCUCGUCCUCGGCCCUCCCGACGCCGCCAAGCGCUUCUUCCCCUCGCCCAACGCCGCCAUCGACGUCGCGUCGUACCUGCCCGCCUCGUACUCGGCCCCGUCCAACUCGUCGUCCGUCCCGCCCGACGCCCUCGACCCCGCCGCCCUGGUCGGCCUCGCGCGCCUCGCCGAGCGCCUCGCGUACCUGUCGAGCGACGCCGGACGCGACGAGUACGAGGGCAUGCUCGCGUGGAAGCGCGACGGCGGAGCGUGGCUCGACGACCCGCACAACCCGCUCGGCAAGGUCGUGCGCCAGAGCCACAGCGAGUGGGACCAGGACUGCAGGCUUGCGGGCGUGUUCAGGGGCGAGGAGUGGGCGCGUAACGCUUGGGUUCCGCCGGCGGAGGAGGACGAGGCUGACGAGGGGAAGGAGGACGCGUAGACGCUCCCUGCGAGCGACAGACACUGCAUUUUGCCAUUGAUUUUCUCCCUC